UUCUAUAUAUAUGUGUGUUUAUAUAUUUUUGGUCUCAACUCUCAAUGCUAAAUGUGUUUCUCUUGGUGUCCAAGAUUGUAAGAGGCAGCUUCCUGCUCAUGAAGGAAACACUGAGGUACUUGGCAGGCACUGCAGGCCCAAGUGGUUAUGGCUCAAACUCAACAGCUGAGCAAGUCACUCAAGAUUUUGCCUGCUUUGUCUCUCCCAAUUUAACUGCUAUCAUCACUGGGGCUACCUCAGGUAUUGGAGUUGAAACUGCUAGAGUAUUGGCUAAGAGAGGUGUGCGACUUGUGAUUCCUGCAAGAGACUUGAAAAAAGCAGCUGAAGUGAAGGAAACAAUACAGAAGGAGACUCCAAAAGCAGAGAUAAUGAUAUUUGAGACUGAUUUAAGUUGCUUUGCUUCUGUGAAGAGAUUUUCUUCUGAUUUUCUUGCUUUAGGAUUACCUCUCAAUAUUCUAAUAAAUAAUGCUGGGAUAUUUUCUCAGAAUUUGGAAUUUUCUGAAGACAAAAUUGAGAUGACAUUCGCUACAAAUUACUUAGGACAUUUUUUGUUGACAGAAUUGCUAAUAGAGAAAAUGGUAGAAACAGCAGAAGUGACAGGCAUCCAGGGGAGAAUAAUAAAUCUUUCUUCUGUAAUUCACAGUUGGGUGAAAAGAGAUUCUUUUUGCUUCAAUCAAAUGCUAAACCCAAAGAACUACAAUGGCACACGUGCGUAUGCUCAAUCCAAACUGGCAAAUAUUUUACAUGCCAAGGAAAUGGCUAGACAGCUGAAGGCAAGGAAUGCAAGAGUAACAAUCAACGCAGUGCAUCCAGGCAUUGUGAAAACAGGAAUAAUCAGAGCUCACAAGGGUUUAAUCACAGAUUCCCUGUUCUUCAUUGCGUCCAAGUUACUAAAAUCAACAUCUCAGGGUGCAUCAACCACAUGUUAUGUUGCGUUGAGUCCGCAGACAGAAGGUGUAAGUGGCAAAUACUUUGCAGACUGUAAUGAAAGCAGCUGCUCAGCUCUGGCCUGUGACGAAUCUGAGGCACAGAAACUCUGGAAGCACACCAGAGCACUCAUCAACAGACGAGUCUAUCACCCACCAGCUUGAUAUAUAUAUAUAUAUAUAUAUAUACACUUUAAAAGUAGAGAUUUUAGGAGCCAUAUUGUAUAUAAACUUGUUUAUUAGAUGCAAUUUAAUUGUAAUUAGUGAUAAUCUUUUAGUUGAAGAUGGAAAAUAAAAGGGAUUGUAUAAUUCCUGUGUAUGCUAGUAAAAUAACAUGCUGCAAAGAUUAGUUCACAAAUUGCCAAAUUCAGAGCUGAGUUUACAAUAAAUUACUUUUUAUUUCCUGAGC
Molecule: messenger RNA, 1335 nt
Organism: Manihot esculenta (cassava)
Lineage: Eukaryota; Viridiplantae; Streptophyta; Magnoliopsida; Malpighiales; Euphorbiaceae
Product: short-chain dehydrogenase TIC 32 B, chloroplastic
Exons: 8
Coding region: 45-1091 (348 amino acids)
Source: RefSeq, a predicted model, not a curated record